Penicillium vulpinum is the source of this 648-nucleotide messenger RNA. RefSeq lists its product as uncharacterized. The coding region runs from base 1 to 648 and encodes 215 amino acids. NCBI's taxonomy places the organism in Eukaryota, Fungi, Ascomycota, Eurotiomycetes, Eurotiales, Aspergillaceae. The transcript has 2 exons. The record is from RefSeq and is a predicted model, not a curated record.
AUGACUGCUCCUCGUUCAUCAUCUAUCCGCGCUCUUCGCGCUCUGUCUCAACAGCCCGUGGCACCCGCUGCUCGCCGCAGUCUUCACAUCACCGGAGUUCAGUCCGCUCAACCCGCCAACGGCGAGAAGUCCCUCACCAACCACGAUGUCCUCCAAUCUCGUGCCCUCAGCAUCGCUAUGCGCAGAAUCAACGGCAGUGCAUUCUCAGACUCCUCUUCCGCCCGCCAAUUCAAUACUUCUCGCGCCACAAAAGCCCUGAACGACACCUCAACCGUCGACUUCGUCUACAUGCCCAGCAUGGCAGACCUCGAGGCCUCCCCUCUGCAACGCAGCAUCCAAGUCCCGGUCCUUCCCGAGCUGCCCUCCAUCCCAUGGCGCCAAACACCCACCGCCCCACCCAUGAAGCCCCAGAUCUACACCGUCUCCGGCACCGGGGCUGACGUCCCUGCCAGCGCGAUGAGCGAGGUCGUCGAUAAUCACGCCAUGGAUCUGGACCCAUUCUCACUUACCGAGACUGUUGGCCGCGCGCGUGUUGGCGAGGAGAUCCAGCGCAGGUCAAACGGUACUACCGAGCCCGGUGUCAUACGUGAGCUUUGGACCAGCUUCCUUGAUGAUGUUAAGGGUCAGGAUAAUUUCCAGAGGAAGUAG